Lottia gigantea (owl limpet) is the source of this 613-nucleotide messenger RNA. RefSeq lists its product as hypothetical. Gene Ontology annotation, biological process: ribosomal large subunit biogenesis; cytoplasmic translation. The transcript has 4 exons. Gene Ontology annotation, molecular function: structural constituent of ribosome; RNA binding. The record is from RefSeq and is a predicted model, not a curated record. NCBI's taxonomy places the organism in Eukaryota, Metazoa, Mollusca, Gastropoda, Lottiidae. Bases 156 to 590 code for a protein of 144 amino acids. Gene Ontology annotation, cellular component: ribosome; cytosolic large ribosomal subunit.
CCAAUCGUCACUUUUUCAAGGAGAAAAAUUAAUCAAAUUAAGGCUACUUAUCAUUAAUUUUUCUGAGAUCUUUUUACGACCUUGAUGAUGUCCAACGCAACGGAUUGUACAACUUAUGUUAUCUUGGAAAAUGUUGUUGCACACGAACCUGAACAAUGAAGUUUAAUAAAUUGGUAUCAGCUUCCAGGAGGAAGAACAGAAAGAGGCAUUUCACAGCUCCUUCAAAUAUCAGAAGGAAAAUUAUGAGUGCCCCUGUAUCUAAAGAAUUAAGAACUAAACAUAAUGUUAGAAGUGUACCAAUUCGAAAAGAUGAUGAAGUACAGGUUGUUAGAGGCCAUUACAAAGGGCAACAAGUUGGUAAAGUUACACAAGUUUACAGAAAGAAGUAUGUUAUCUAUGUUGAAAGAAUUCAACGUGAGAAAGCUAAUGGAGCUACAGUUCAUGUUGGUAUUCAUCCAUCAAAAGUUGUUGUUGUAAAAUUGAAAAUGGAUAAAGAUAGGAAGAAGAUUCUAGAACGUAAAGCUGCUUCCCGUAAAGGUUUGGCUGAUAAAGGAAAACACACUGAAGAAUCUAUUAUGGAAACCUCUUAAAUUAAAAAAAUUGUAAAGAAAAA